AUGACGUCGAUUAAAUCCAAACUCUCGAGAGAAGAAAAGGAUGGCAUGUCGAACAAACGCCGUAGCACUGAUUAUAAAGGUGACAUCCUACAGGUCCGAUUACUUCAAAUGGAAUCGAAGUACCGAAGCAAAUUUCUCUUUGACCAAAUACGAUCAUUUGAAGACAAAGUAUACCUAUCGUUCGAACAAUUCAACGUUGAUGCCAUGUACCACAUGUUUACCGCGUUGUGCAAGCGGACGGUAAUCGACAGAAGAAAGAUCAAAACGAUCGGGCAAGUCCGGAAGAUGUUUACGGACUUAAAAAAGCUCAUUCGGUGCAAAAAGUUACAUCGGCACGUCGAAAUGACAGAGGAUGAAGAGAAACUUGUAAAGUACUUUAAUUGGUUCUUCCAGUUCUUGGACUAUACAAGAAACCUGCGGGACAACUUUGUUGACCGUAUUUAUACGCCAUUGUUUCGGUACUUCUACAAUAUUGGAUUUGACGUGUCCGGAAAAGACGAACUAUCCGAAAUGACGACAAGAAGCGCAAUGUCCGCACGCAGUACCGAUAGCGGCUAUAGCGGAAUGAGUGCGCUGAGUGGAAUGACGUCAGUUCUCGCUGGUGCCCAAAAUGUGUCCGCGAGAUUUGAUGCCGAUUCGAAGCAUGCGCAACGAAGAAAGAUCGUAACGAGAAACGCGCUGAUCGCUUUAAGCCGACAAUUCCAGAAUAUCAAACAUUUGUAUGACACUACCGUUAUUGAACGACUUGCGGCCAGACUUAGUCAUUUAAAAGAUCGAAUAGACUAUCUCCUUGACCAGGAAAAUUCUCUCGAUCCUGUUUUACUCGGGCAGGAUAGUGAAACGCCGGUUUUCCACCUUAAAAUUCGAGAAUUGGGCUGUUUAAAUUUAGUAAGAAUAAUUCCAGACGUCUUGAUGAAGUUUCAGAAAGCCGCGUGGUUGGCCCAAAGAUGGCUUGAAAAUGACGACGAAAAGACCAAAGAUCUUAACGAACAAUUGAAUAAGCUUAACGAGUUGGAAGAGGAAAUGAACAAAAGAUUAAAUGCAUUGUCUUACGAAAUUCAAAUCAGUGAAACGCAGCUGGAAUCAAACGCUGAUAUGCUGACAAAACUAUUGCAACGGGAAGAAAGGGCCGGCAAUUUAGCAGAGACUGUUUAUAUUUUAAAAAAUUCCAAAGGCCAACUUGAAGAAAAGCUUGAAGUCCUGAAUUCCGAGAGGACAGAACUCCAAGAGCGACUUACACGGGCAGCUGAGGGAAAAGACAAAAACUUGUACCAAAAGAUGCGACCUUUAUAUGAACGCAAUAAAUUACAACGAUUUGCAGUCGAGAGGCAACUGAACACCUUAAAUUUCCGCAUCAGCCUCAUUGAAUCAGAUAUGCACAUUGAGCUGGAAGCAAAGACGAACAUCAUACACACUACGAACGAAGUACAAGAUAAAUGUGAGGAACUUGAGCAAAUGCUAGAACGGGCUCGACAAGAACAGAAAGCAAUACAGACAGCUUUAAUUCCAAUCGUCGAAGACAGAAACUUCGUUCAAGAACAGCUGCAUGCAAACAAAGGUAUUCACACCGCUGAUUCGAUGGUUACUUUAAAAGCAGAAUUUGUUAGUUCGCACGGAAAGACUUCUGAAAAACAGACAAGAAAUGAGAAUGAACCACGAAACUCCAACCAACGAGUAGGGGUCUUUAUAACGUCGAUGAGAACAAACAAAGAUACAAUUUCUGCAACUUAUCAUGCUCAGAAAAUACCCGAAACUACAAUGGCAACGGUUAAACAAAUAACAACGCCUUUAUAUUAUCCAGAAGUAGGCGCGUCGGAAUGGUAGUGGGAUAAGGGAUUGCAAAUGUCAGUUUAUCAUCUGCGUGACUUUGUUUCCUCUGUGAUAAAACAAUUACGAACUUUCUAAACAUUGUGAGCGUUUUUAUUGGCAUAAUUUGUUUUCCGCUGGCCAAUUUCAUAGCGUUUUUUUUGCGAUUUGACUCGUUAAUGUUCGGAUAUCGUCUUCGAAAAUUCACAUGGAAUAUAUUGUCACUCAAAAACAACGACCAUUUUGAAUCGCGUUAAAUCUAUGAUACCAGACUACAUCUAUCGUUGAAAUUUUGGCAAUUGCUAUAAGGAACACUGAUUUUGUAUGUGUUAACUU
Messenger RNA from Dreissena polymorpha, 2142 nucleotides. RefSeq lists its product as uncharacterized. Lineage: Eukaryota; Metazoa; Mollusca; Bivalvia; Myida; Dreissenidae. The transcript is spliced from 3 exons. The record is from RefSeq and is a predicted model, not a curated record. The coding region runs from base 1 to 1824 and encodes 607 amino acids.